Molecule: messenger RNA, 1426 nt
Organism: Umbelopsis ramanniana AG
Lineage: Eukaryota; Fungi; Mucoromycota; Umbelopsidomycetes; Umbelopsidales; Umbelopsidaceae
Exons: 1
Coding region: 317-1150 (277 amino acids)
Biological process (GO): regulation of DNA-templated transcription
Molecular function (GO): DNA-binding transcription factor activity
Source: RefSeq, a predicted model, not a curated record
CCCACAUUCCGCAGCAUCUUCUUCUUUACUUACUCAUAACAUACUGCCUUUUUUCUAUUCUACUACGUGAACAUGGCUUCCCCCCUCGCUUAAAGUGCUCGUACUCCCCCGUACGUUUUCGAUUAAAAUUUAAACAAGAAGAUUUUUUAUAACAACAAACCCAACCCCCCCCCGCCCUUUUCUACGAAACCGAAGCCCAACAUGGCCUCCCUUCCAUUGUCCCGAUGCGAAAAGCUCAAACGACAACCAUUGUCUAAACUCAAGCGAAAACCCUGCUAAAUUUUGAAAUCCAAGAACCUUAUUGCCUUUACCUUUAAUGGCCUCUACUCUUACUACUACUGCUACCCAGCUUUCGACCAAGAAACCCACUGAAAUGAUCUCGCAACACGACGUAUUCCAACAGAUCUUUGAGUCCCUUGUCCCGGACGUUCCCUCUGCUUCGGCUGGAGAUGCCCACUCCCUUUUGGAUGAGUGGUUGGCGGAGGAUCUGACCAAGACUGGUCUCCUGUCCUCGGACUCUUCCGUUACCUCUAGCCCAGAGAUUGCUACUCCUUUGGAUGUCUUUUUGACCUCCCCCACUGCUAAAUCGGAUGUUCUUAUGUUCUCGCAACAUAAUGGCUAUGCCUCUCCUUUGUUCGAUGACUUGUCUGGCCAGCCCUCGCCUGCCACUACUGUGAUGUCGGCUAUGCCUACCCCCCAAGUCAAGCUCGAGACCUACUCUCCUGAGGUCGAUCCUUCCAUGGAUAUGUUUGCUGAUCUUCAACAGCAAGCUAUAUUGAGCUCUCUUGGCUCUCAGCUGCAACACCAUCCCCUCACCCCUCAAACCACCCCUGCUGCCCUGCCCAAGCCUACCAAGAAGCGCGCCGCUUCAGUGGUGACGGAUGGGGAUAUGGAUGACGCUGCUGUCAAGCGACAAAAGAACACCGAUGCCGCUCGUCGCUCUCGAUUGAAGAAGGUUAUGCGUAUGGAAUCUUUGGAGUCCCGCGUUGCUGAUUUGGAGCGUAUGAACUCUCAAUUGUUGCUUCGUUCCGCUGUUCUCGAUAGUGAGAAGGCUGGUUUGGAAGCCAAGGCUCUUGCUGCUGAGCAACGCAUUCAUAGCCUUGAACAACAGUUGAUUGAGGCUCACAAGGCCCUGACCACUCGGAUAUAACGAACCAUAUUUUUUUUUUGUUUUUGUUCUGAAAUUUUUUUUUUAUCAUCUUUCGUUUAUCUCAACCAUUAUCUCUCUUUUACUGAAGUCUUCUUUUUUUACUCAUCAUUGUUAUUAUUUCAUUUUUAUCAUCUUUCAUUGGCCUUGUGAAUAUAUUAAUACAAAAAAACGUACUUGAUGUACUGCAAACUACAGUAUCUGAAAAAAAAAACUGCAUGGGAAACAUUUUGGUGGCUUAAUUAAACGGAUAUUUUUUCCAUAUCAUCUCCCACACAA